Entamoeba invadens IP1 is the source of this 387-nucleotide messenger RNA. RefSeq lists its product as hypothetical. The record is from RefSeq and is a predicted model, not a curated record. The transcript has a single exon. Bases 1 to 387 code for a protein of 128 amino acids. NCBI's taxonomy places the organism in Eukaryota, Evosea, Mastigamoebida, Endamoebidae.
AUGAGUAUCAAAUUCGAUCGCUACUCGAUGAUGAUAGUUUCGAAAUAUUUCAGUAGUAUAAUUGAUUAUAAAAACAUGAUGUUUGUAUGUAAAAAGUUCCAAGAAAUACCCGAUAUGUUUCACUUUAAUCCAGUUUCAGUUACAUUCAAAACACAAAAAUAUUUUCCAAAUGUCGAGACACUGCACCUAUAUAAUAAUGAAGACAAAUUUAUAACAAAAUAUCGUCAGUAUUAUAUACACUACGCAAUUCCUCUUAACAAAUAUUUACAAAUAAACAACAAAGGACGGCGUGUUAUAUGUCCACAGAUAAUUUAUACCGAUACUUAUGAAUAUCACGCCUUAUCCUAUAAAAAAGCAACUAUUUUCUUAGACAAAACGUUUUAUUAA